CCGAGCUCUCCCGAGGUUGACAAACCACUGUGUUCAUUACCAACAAGACCCAGGACAGGAGAGUGCAAAGGCGGCUAUGAGUAGUCCCAGUGCCAAGCCAACAUGUCUGUCACAACCUGUGGUGAAGAGUGUGAUGGUGUAUCGCAAUGGAGACCCUUUCUUCCCUGGCCGACGUGUUGUUAUCCAUGAGAAGAAAGUGUCCAGUUUUGAUGUCUUUCUAAAGGAAGUGACAGGUGGCGUGAAUGCUCCUUUUGGAGCUGUGCGGAAUAUUUAUACACCCCGUGGUGGACAUCGCAUUCGUCAGCUAGAUGAGAUUCAAAGUGGAGAGCACUACGUUGCAGGUGGUAGAGAAGCUUUCAAAAAACUAAAUUAUUUGGAUAUUGGAGAGCCAAAGAAAAGACCUGCAGAAAUUAAUAACGAGUUAUCUCUGGAAGAUGUGAAGCCAGUUACCCACAGCAGAAUUAAUGUGUCUGCACGCUUUCGAAAACCUCUUCAGGAGCCAUGUACUAUAUU
Molecule: messenger RNA, 513 nt
Organism: Thamnophis sirtalis
Lineage: Eukaryota; Metazoa; Chordata; Lepidosauria; Squamata; Natricidae
Source: RefSeq, a predicted model, not a curated record